Molecule: messenger RNA, 1197 nt
Organism: Lathyrus sativus (Indian pea)
Lineage: Eukaryota; Viridiplantae; Streptophyta; Magnoliopsida; Fabales; Fabaceae
Source: the annotation of a GenBank genome assembly
AUGCUUGGCAUGGCAAGUGCAUUGGAGACACUAUGUGGACAAGCAUUUGGUGCAGGACAAGUAGAAAUGCUCGGUGUUUACAUGCAACGUUCGAUUCUAAUCCUGUUCGGUUCAUGUUUUCUCAUCUUACCACUUUACAUUUACGCGACACCGAUUUUGAUAUUCCUUGGACAAGAACGUGAUAUAGCGGAGUUAGCUGGAAUAUUCACACUCCAAUCUAUACCUCAGUUAUUUUCACUAGCCAUCAAUUUUCCUGCACAGAAAUUCUUGCAGGCACAAAGCAAAGUUGGAGUAUUGGCAUGGUUGGGUUUCGUAUUCCUUCUUAUUCACAUUUUGAUUCUGAUUCUUUUUAUUAAGAUACUUGGUUGGGGUACAGCUGGUGCUGCUGCAGCUUAUGAUUUAUCUGCUUGGGGAAUUGCUUUGGCUCAAAUGGUUUAUGUUGUUGGUUGGUGUAAAGAAGGGUGGAAGGGUUUGUCUUGGUUGGCUUUUAAGGACCUUUGGGAAUUUAUGAAACUCUCUUUUGCUUCAGCUAUUAUGCUUUGUUUAGAGGUUUGGUAUUUCAUGACAUUGAUUGUUCUCACUGGACAUUUGGAUAAUCCUAUCAUUGCUGUUGGCUCACUUUCAAUUUGCAUGAAUUUAAAUGGGUGGGAAGGCAUAUUGUUCAUAGGGGUCAAUGCAGCUGUCAGUGUAAGAGUUUCCAAUGAGCUUGGAUCAGGACACCCAAGAGCUGCAAAAUAUUCGGUGGUCGUCACGGCUGUUGAGGCUCUCAUAAUUGGCUUGGUAUCUGCAGUCAUUGUUUUAAUAACAAAAGAUCACUUUGCUGUUAUUUUCACUGACAGUAAAGAAAUGCAACAAGCAGUUUCUAAAUUAGCUUCACUUCUUGGUAUAACCAUGAUUCUAAAUAGUGUCCAGCCAGUUUUAUCAGGUGUUGCAGUAGGAGGAGGAUGGCAAGCUUUGGUAGCUUACAUUAAUCUAUUUUGUUAUUACAUUAUAGGACUCCCCCUUGGCUUUUUGCUGGGCUACAAAGCAGGCUAUAGAGUGAAGGGUAUUUGGGUUGGAAUGAUAUUAGGAACUGUUUUGCAGACAGCAAUCUUGAUAUAUGUUAUAUAUAAAACAAAUUGGAACAAAGAGGUUGAACAAGCAUCAGAAAGAAUGAAGCAAUGGACUGGACAAGAAUCAGAGAUGAGGGAAAUGUAG